Gavialis gangeticus (Gharial) is the source of this 4676-nucleotide messenger RNA. RefSeq names its product cat eye syndrome chromosome region, candidate 1 (gene ADA2). Lineage: Eukaryota; Metazoa; Chordata; Crocodylia; Gavialidae. The transcript has 10 exons. The record is from RefSeq and is a predicted model, not a curated record. Gene Ontology annotation, biological process: inosine biosynthetic process; adenosine catabolic process. The coding region runs from base 1446 to 3167 and encodes 573 amino acids. Gene Ontology annotation, molecular function: adenosine deaminase activity.
GGAUUUAAUAUUUGUAUACAUAACACAAAUACAUACAAUCAAAAAAGCACAUGUUAAAAUAUAUACAAGACUGGUGAAAGCUUAAUUCUGAUUCUGACAUUUGUGGGUUAAGAGGAUAUUUCUUCAUGUUGGAAGGUUAUCUUAUAACUGCCUAUGGCAUACUUUCUUACACCUUCUUCCAAAGCAUCUGAUGUCAGCCACUGUCACAGACAGAGUUUUGGGAUAAGUGGGCUGUUGGUCUAACUCAGUAUAGCAAUUCAUAUGUUUUUAUUUAAAUGUAUAAACCGAAUAUGCAUGAACCUGUCCCUCCAUUGCAGUAGCACAGGAAUGGCCAGACUCUAGGUUAGACCACGCCAGGCUCUUGCUUCCACCAAUGACCAGCAUGAACUAUUUCAAAGGAAAGGGCAAGAUCCUUACUGUAAGCAGGCAUAGAAUAACCUGAUACCCACAUGGCCUUAGCCUGAUCUACCCCCGUUAGAAACUGGCUUAAGCUCUUAAUGCAUGAGAUUUAACAUCACUUCAAUGUUCCUUAUGGUUAUUAAUGAUGAUACUCUGGCUAUUCUUGAUAGCCAUAUAUAUGUCUAAUCAGUUUUAAAUCUUGUCCUCAAGGACUUCCUCCAACAGUGAGGGAACAAUGUAAUGAGAAAAAGUAUUUCCUUUUAUCAAUUUUAAACAUCCUCCUUUUAAUUACAUGGAACAUUCUCUUGCUCUUGUAUUCCAAGACAAACAGAACAGAAACUCCCAGUCUGUCUUGUCCAUGUUGUACAUUGCUUUAUCUACACCACAACAAAAUUAUUCCUGUCUGCUAAACAUAAGGUGAGGGGAAGCUAAAAAGAACUCGUGGGCACUGAGAAUUCAUAGUUAGCCAGUGGAAGUAGCCUUGCUGCAUCAAGGUAUAAUUGUGGCCAAGAGUUUAGCAGGAUUCAGAAAGAGACAAGAAUAUCCACAGUGUGAAAUGUAAAUGCAUGGUUAUGAGAGAAGAAGAAGAAAAGUUGUAAGUAUAAAUAAUAAUCAUAUACUUAUCCUUUUUUGUACAAUUUAUCAGCUGCAGGAUUCAGUGCUUUACAAUGCUGGCUAAACACUACCAGCUCUAUAGUGAACUGGGUACCUCUGUUUCCAUACUGUGCUCCAUACUCCCCCCUCCUGCUUUAGCUUCAAUCUUUUGCCCACACAUAGCAUUAACCUUCUUGCCCAGUUAUGCAGGCAGACAGGGCAGAAAUGCCAGGCAGUUCAGAAUUUGUUCUGGUAUUGCAAAACAGGAUUUUCUUAGUUUGGGCACAAACUAAGUUUGGCUUCCAGAUGUCUGCUUCCUACAACGACAGACAUUCCCUAUUACUUCUUCAGAAAGUGCUUCUGGUUUCAGUAAUGGGGAGGGCAAGUGAGCAGCUGCUGUUACAAGGAACUGUGCCUUAGGAGAGUACAGGGGAAAGGGCAGAGCUUUGGGCAUGGGGUGGAGACAUAUCAGAUUCAGAGGGGUGGGACUAGAGGUGGGAGCAGGUGGUGACUUGUUUAUCUGCUCAGCUGUUGUGAGGCCUGAGAGAGAGACAGAAGCAGCUGGGAGAAGGAAGAAAGGAGCUCAGGGCCUAUUACUCUUUCUGCCUUACAGGUUUGUCCCUGACAUGAAGUCUCCAGCUGGCCCAACCAGAUGGCUGUUACUGCUUGUCACCGGUCUGGUUUCUCUUUGCCUUUCCUUCCCACUGUGGAAGGACCGGGACUUCUUGAUGGAGGAAGAGGAUGCCCACCGGACAGGUGGCAACCUGGUGCUUGGGAAUUGGGAACAGAAGCUCAAUGAGAAGCUCAUAACCCUCAAGGAGAAGGAAGUGGCCAAGGCCAUCAGUACUGGACAGUUCCCACCCAGCAUGCACUUCUUCAAGGCCAGAAGCCUCAUUGACCAAAGCACAGUGUUCAGCAUCUUGAAACGCAUGCCCAAAGGUGCAGUCCUACACUUGCAUGACUACGCAAUCCUGAGUGCAGACUGGCUGGUGAACAAUGCCACCUACCUCCCUGAUUGCUACAUCUGCUUCACCUUCUUGGGCACAGUUCGGUUCAGGUUUUCCAAGCCUCACCCUCCCAGCAAAGUGCCACCCAACUGCUCAAAGUGGGUGUUGCUGGAGACAUACCGGAAGCAGCUGCACAACAUCACAGAGUUUGAUCACAGCUUGCUGAAGAACCUGACUCUGGUGACAGAUGAUCCAGAGGUGGCCUACCCAACUCAGGCUUUUAUUUGGAAAAAAUUUGAAAAUGCCUUUCUCACUGCUUCUGACCUCAUCUGCUAUGCACCUGUGUUCAAGGCCUAUUUCUAUCAGGGGCUGCUGGAACUCUACAAGGAUAACAUCCAGUAUGUCGAGAUAAGAGCAAUACUCCCACAGGUGUAUGAACUGGAUGGUACCACACACAACAAAUCCUGGUCUGUGGUGACAUAUCAGGAGGUGACGAGGCAGUUUGUUAAAGAUCAUCCCGAUUUUAUUGGAGCAAAGAUUAUAUUUACAGCACACAGAAUGCUGAAUGUUUCCCAGAUUAAAGAAGCCAUCUACACAGCCAUGUUGCUCAGAGCCCAGUUCCCGGACACUUUAGCAGGGUUUGAUCUGGUUGGGUAUGAGGAUGAAGGACACUCCCUCUGGGAGCUGAAGGAUAUCCUGACCAUUCCAUAUUCUCUAGGAGUCCAUUUGCCUUACUUUUUCCAUGCUGGUGAGACUGACUGGCAAGGAACCUCUGCAGACAACAAUGUACUGGAUGCUUUGCUGUUGAAUACUAGCCGGAUUGGCCAUGGACUUACCCUCAAUAAACAUCCGGUAGCCGGGAGCUUGUCCCGGAAGAUGGACGUUCCUAUAGAAGUCUGUCCAAUCUCUAACCAGGUCCUGAAGUUAGUAUCUGAUCUCAGGAACCAUCCUGCUGCUGAGCUGAUUGCUGAUGGACACCCCAUAGUGGUCAGUCCAGAUGACCCAUCUGUCUUUGGAGCAAAGGGAGUGUCGUAUGACUUCUAUGAAGUGUUCAUGGGCAUUGGAGGGAUGAAUGCUGAUCUGAGGACCUUGAAACAAUUGGCAUUGAACUCUCUAAAAUACAGCUCCAUGCAGCCAGAGGAGAAAGCUAAAGCUGAAGACGUCUGGCAGAAAAAAUGGAACCAGUUUAUAGCUGAUUUCUCUGGUGUUUUCCCAAGAGAGCUCUAAGAGGGAAAAGACCCAUGUCAAAGAGAAUGUAGCAAGCUGGAGUGAACAAUGGCCACUGCUAGCACCAAGAGCAUUCUUUUUCCACAUUGUAUGAGUAGGUGGACCUCCAGCCUUCACUAGGAGCUGGGUGGUUUUGACCAAUUGGAAUUAUAAACAGCACAAACCCCUCUAUAAAAGUCUCAGAUGAAGGACAACAAUAAGCCUACAAAACACAAAUUUAAACCUGCAGGAAAUGAUCAAAAUGCUGUUCAAACCAUGAUGGGCCAAAUCCUGAAGUCUUCACUCAGGGAACCCCCUUUGAAAUGGCAGUCUGUUGGAGUUCUGACUCUACAAGUAUCUCGGCAUUUCACCUUAUCAUUCCAACAUAGGUGUCUCCUCGGGAAGUUGCUCAGACAAACAUCCUGCCAUUUGGGCCACUAACCUUGACCUUCAGGAAAGCAAGGAAUGAAAAUAACUCACUUGUGUUAUGUGCAACCUUAGGGCUGCUGUCAAGAGUAGCAUGGUUAGACUGAAGAGUCAGGACUUGUUCUAGGGCUUGGUAUUUCAGGAACUAUGAAGGCUAGAAGCAAGCUGAUAGAGCUGUACAAGCACUUUCAUGGCUAAAAUGGUUUCUGGAAGAAGGUGCAGCUUCUUUCUCUAUUCACCUUGGUACAGACUCCAAAAGGCUUCUUCACCUGGAGAAGUGGCCUCUGACUUCAAGAGGAACUUCUUGUAUCCAGAUUAAAUAAAAAACUCUAACUUUGAAUUGGGAUCCAGUAGCAGAUGCCCCUGCACCCAUGUGUUUUAAUCCCAUUGAUUUCAGUGGGAUUCAACAUGGGUCUGUGCUGUUCGAUCCCAAGGUAGGAUCUGCCCCUGAGUCUGCUCGGUUUCAGAUCCUGAGUUCAUAAUAAUUGGAUCUCCAGCCUAGCAGAGAACUAGACUCUGGCUGUUGAUAUCUAAUACCAUUGCAGUGUCCUUCAGUUACCGACUCAGCAGAAGAAAGGGAAAGCAGCAACAGCACAGUUACCAAACAAAUAGAAACUCUUAAAAAAACAGUAAAUACAGGAGAAAUAGAAAGCAUUUGGCCAGAAUAACUGCAGACCUGACAAUUCUGAAUGAAGGAGACUUCAAAAAAUUCCCCUUAAGAUGUCACUUCAGCAGACUCAGUGAAUUUUUUUAGUGUGAUACAUGAAGGGGCAGUUCUUCUACUGUUAGAAAUUGAGACAUCUCUGACUUUGAUGGAACUGCACUGAUUUACACCAGCUAAGGGUCUGUUGCAAAGACUUUACAACUGUUCCUAAAUGUUCCAAAGGCCUCUCUCCUUAAUGCAUGAGACUUGGUAGGCCUGGAAUUUUUUGAUUUAUCAUUCAGACUAAUUUGCUCAUGUUAAAAUGUGUGUUAGAUGUCCUGAGUUGCCUAGCCAUUGUAUUUUAUUUCCAUUGAUCUUAGUCAAAAUGCUACACAUAUAACAAAAGUGGUUCAUCUAUGUCACAGGUACACAAUGAAUGCAAUUUUAAAUUCUCAAAAAUU